This is a messenger RNA of Carica papaya (papaya), 1964 nucleotides long. RefSeq names its product fucosyltransferase 2-like. Lineage: Eukaryota; Viridiplantae; Streptophyta; Magnoliopsida; Brassicales; Caricaceae. Gene Ontology annotation, cellular component: membrane; Golgi apparatus. The record is from RefSeq and is a predicted model, not a curated record. Gene Ontology annotation, biological process: xyloglucan biosynthetic process; cell wall biogenesis. Gene Ontology annotation, molecular function: galactoside 2-alpha-L-fucosyltransferase activity.
CGUUCAGGAGGAGGCAAUCUGCGUCAUGGUCCAUUGAUCAACGGUCCAGGGAAGCCGCUCAAGUCCCAGACAAGAGAUUCAGAUUUCUUGGAGCCAUGAGGAUCACUCGGAUCUUUACAGUUCUCCUGAUAAUUCUUCCUGUUGCGCUCAUAUUAUUGAUUAUCUUUCAAUAUGAGCCGCAUGAUCAUGUCAGUGCACUUGCAGAAGCCAGAGUUAUGGAAGUGAGAGCUCUACCUCAGGUGACGUCAACCCUCCAGGAACCACAAUCAAAUGUUGCAUCACUUGAGGAUCAAAAAGGAAAUGGCGGAUACGUUGAUGAUCAAAAGAGAAGCGCUGCAUCACUUGGUUUACAGAGUUCCUCACAACAUCUUAAUGUGUCUAUAGACAAACUGCUUGAUGGACUUCUUGCUGCUGGUUUUGAUGAAGAUUCUUGCUUGAGUCGGUACCAAUCAAUUUUAUAUCGCAAAAUUUCACCCCGCAAGCCUUCUCAAUAUCUCCUUUCUAAACUUAGAAAAUACGAAGAUCUUCAUAAACGUUGUGGACCCAGUACUCGAUCUUAUUAUAGAGCUACAAAGUUACUUGAGUCCAGUCAGAACAUUGGUUCUGCAGACUGUAAAUACGUUGUAUGGAUGUCUUACAGUGGUCUGGGUAACAGGAUAAUUACCAUAGCUUCUGCAUUUCUUUAUGCUCUUCUGACAGAUAGAGUCCUCCUUGUCGAAGGCGGAGAGCAGAUAUCUGGUCUCUUCUGUGAACCAUUUCUAGAUACAUCGUGGUUACUACCUUCCAAUUUCCCUAUAAUCAGUCAAUUUAGUAGCUUUGAUCAGAACUCUGCCCGCUGCUAUGGGAAGAUGCUGAAGAAAAACAUGAUAAAUGCUUCAAUUAAAUCAUUGCCACCUUAUAUAUAUCUUCAUCUGGCUCACAACUAUGAUGAUUAUGACAAAAUGUUCUUCUGUGACAGGGACCAAGCUUUUAUUGGGAAAGUCCCUUGGUUGAUUAUGAAGACAAAUAACUAUUUUGUCCCCUCUCUUUUCUUGCUCCCAUCUUUUGAGAAUGAGCUGCAAAAAUUAUUUCCAGAUAAAUCAACCGUUUUCCAUCACUUGGGGCGUUAUCUUUUUCAUCCUACAAAUCAUGUCUGGGGACUAGUCAAAAGAUAUUACCAAGCAUACCUAGCCAGAGCAGAUGAGAGAAUUGGCAUUCAAGUGAGAGUUUUUGAUGAAAAGACUGACAAGUUUUUACGUGCAACUCAUCAAAUUAUUGCCUGUACCACGAAGGAGAAAUUGCUACCUGAAGUAGACAAGAAAGAAUCUGCGGUUGUUGCAUCUGCAAACCCAAAAACGAAGGCUGUUCUAGUUACAUCUUUAACUUCUGGGUAUUAUGAAAAUCUAAAAAGCAUGUACUGGGAAUAUCCAACUGUGACAGGGGACGUGAUUGCAGUUCAUCAGCCAAGUCAUGAAGGGCACCAGCAGACAGAAAAGCUUCUGCACAACAAAAAGGCCUGGGCGGAAAUCUAUCUCCUCAGCUUGACUGAUUCAUUGGUCACUAGUGCAGGAUCCACAUUUGGUUAUGUGGCUCAGGGUCUUGGGGGUUUGAGGCCGUGGAUUCUUUACAAGGCUGAAAAUGGAACCAACCCGGAUCCUCCUUGUUCUUGGGCUAUAUCUAUGGAACCUUGUUUUCAUGCUCCCCCCUUCUAUGACUGCAAAGAAAAGAGAGGAAUUGACACAGGGAAGCUUGUCCCUCAUGUGAGACAUUGUGAAGAUGUGAGCUGGGGCCUUAAAGUGGUUGAUGAUUGAUGAAGGUUGAAGUGCUACACAUCUCCUUUGCAUAUUGUUUGAGUAGAAGUAGCAAUAAUUUGCCUGGAAAGGGUUGGUAAUUGGUCCAUCAUAGGAUCAUUUCUUUAAACGGUAUCUUUUAGUAUUCUUGCAUUGCAAGAUACGAAUGUAAAAUGAAAUCAAAUAGACUACGUA